UGUCAAACACAAGCCACAUGCCCUAAUGGUGGUCGUUAUUUGAAUAUUGGAUGCACGUUCUCCGCUCAAUGCACGCCAUUUUAUAGCGGUGUAUCGACCUGCUUCAAUGGCUGUUGCUGCACAGUACCCAGUCCUACACCACCACCAUCGACAAGCCGAUUUGGAUACUGUCCAUCCGGACAGCUGUCGGAAGUGCGAUGCAGUGGACGCGGACAAUGUCAGGCUGGACAGACGUGCAUGAGCGGGCUUUGUUGUACAACCACCGGAAAUGAAUGGAAUGAGGCAUGUGGUGGAUUAACGGCUUUCGGUUCCUGCAAUAAUGGUGCCUGCUCGUAUGGAGUCUGUACUGCUUCAAACUAUUGUUGCGAAUGUCCUGUAGGACGGAGUGGCGGGCGAUGUAAUAAUGUAAGGAAUUAUCUAAUUGUU
This is a messenger RNA of Ostertagia ostertagi, 426 nucleotides long. The record is from the annotation of a GenBank genome assembly. NCBI's taxonomy places the organism in Eukaryota, Metazoa, Nematoda, Chromadorea, Rhabditida, Trichostrongylidae.